AUGUCCCAAACUUCGAAGAAACGGAAAGCAAGUGAGAGCUCUUCUGCCGCCCCUCAGCAACCCAAGCGUCUCGCUAGAGAUGACUCGGUGCUUGCGGAGGCCACAAGUAGUAAGCUUGGGCUUAGUUCCACUUCAAGUUAUAGCUUGGUCAACCUCCCGUCUUCGGCAUCAAAGUUUAAGAAACGAGAUAUAGAGGCGCUUAAUAUAACGUUUCGCGGAGCUUCAGAAAAUGAUGUUAUACCCAGCGUUGAAGUAACGACUAUCCCACAGGAAUAUAUUCUUGACGGGAUUAACAGAUCUUUGCUUAGAUCACCAGAUUUUAACGUUGGCAAUCUUGAGGGAGUCUCGGAUGAUGAUGCUAAGACGUUUAUCGAUAAACUGCAUGAUAUCACGGAGAAUUCACUUGAAGCGGUAGGGACAAGCGAAACCUACACUGACUCGCUAGUAGACGAUUUGCUUCGUGUCGUUAGGUUGAAUACCUGGCCAUUAAAGAUUCAAAAUCACCCACCGUGCAAACUAGUCAUCGAUGGUGAGACGUGUGUGUCAUCAGAACCCGAAUUUGUCGUGAAGAAACGGAACUUUGCGCUUAUCGUUGUAGAUGACAAACAUUUGAAAAAUGUCAAAAAAGCCGGAUUAGCCACUAAAUUUGGGGAAACCCAGAUCGCUAUAGAGAUUCUUGCUUGUGGGAGUGAGAAUACGCGUUCUCUUGAAAAAGAAAUAUAUAUUGAUCAAACGAUCUGGGCUGUUCGUGUAAUCUCUACAUACGUUACUUUCUAUAAGGCCGAGAUUCCCGCCCCGUAUUGGAAAGAACUUGUCGACGGUCUACCACAAGAGCAGUCAUUUGAGAUUCAAAGAUGGCCGCCUGACAAUGGUUUAACGACAGGUUUUGAUCUUUCUGAACCGGACGGAAGACGAGCGGUAUUGACAGCACUAAGCAAAAUUCGUGAGUCACUUUUACGGGAAGGUGCAUAA
Molecule: messenger RNA, 972 nt
Organism: Paraglomus occultum
Lineage: Eukaryota; Fungi; Glomeromycota; Glomeromycetes; Paraglomerales; Paraglomeraceae
Source: the annotation of a GenBank genome assembly